AUGAAAAUUUUACAAAAACUUCAAGAAUUUGUAAAAGACAAGUUCCUGCCAAAAAAGGACCAAAACCGAUUCAUUGAAUUUUCAGAGUUUUUCAUUUCUGAAUCGAUUGUGAAUAUUUUUGGACUAACGAGUCUUCCUUCACGUCAAUCUACAAUCGGAAAUAGAUGGAAAACAGUUAUUUUGAGAGUUUCGGUGAUUAGUUUAAUAUUGUUGAUAGUUUUAUCAGCAAUGAGUAUGAUAAUUGCAUUAAAGAACAACGGCUCACUGGUCAUCAUGGCUGAAAAUGUUUGCGGAAUUACUGGCUCAAUAUUAAUGCUAGCUAAAGUUUAUGCUAUUUUUUAUUAUCAUCGCGAGAAAAUUGACAAAAUAAUCAAUACAUCAGAAAUGUAUUAUCCACAAGACAACUGGAAUCAGCAGGUCUUAAAAGUGUCAGGAUACUAUCAAGCACUCAAGAAUCAUGAAGCAGUUGGAAUCACAUUCUACACAAUGGCAUGCAUUUUUUACCUAGGCACAAUAUUUGUUCUUCAACUAUAUAACUUGAUCACAUCACAUGAACUUGGAGUUCACUUGAUUCUACAGCUUUACUUCCCAUUCGAUCAAGCUCAAGCAUUUGUCUUCAUUCCGCUGAAUAUUGUUGCAUUGUUUUCUAUUACUUCUGGAAUGUAUUUCCUUUUAAUGACUGAUUUGCUAUUUGCUGAACUUGUGGCACUACCUGCAAUGGAAUUUCAUAUUUUAGGACAACUUAUAAGUGAGAUUCAACCUGCAGAUGACCAGGAAAGGGCACUUGAUGAUCUGAAGAAGCUUGUUAACCCAUUCGAGUUGACUACAAUUUACCAGCUUUAUACUCCAUAUGAUCAAAACACCUUCAGCUACAUAAUUGUAAACAUUAUCGCAAUGCUUUCACACUCUUCUGGAUUAGCUUUCAUUUUUAUGACUGAUUUGCUGUAUGCUGAACUUGUGGCAUUAACUGCGAUGGAAUUAAGUAUUUUGGGUAAAAUGAUGAGUGAGAUUGAUCCACAAGAUGACCAAGAGAAUGCACUAAGUGACUUAAAAAAGUUCGUUAAGGUUCACGAAGACUUAUUUGAAGUUAUUGACAAGCUGCAGGACAUAUUUUCAGUCAUUUUAUUCAUGGAUCUUUUUGGAGUUAUAGGGAUGAUGUGCACAUUGGCAUUUUUAGCAUUUGCUGGAAUCGGAUGGCUCUUCUUCACACGGUUUUUCUUUUUAUUCUUGGCAGCAUCGUGGAAUGCGUUUAAUCAUUGUUUCCAUUGUGAUCGCCUGAGCGAUGCUUCAUUGAGCGUUGCUGACGGUAUUUAUAAUAGCUCUUGGCCAAAUGGAAACCACAAAUAUAGAAAAUAUGUUCUGAUAAUAAUGAGCCGAGCUCAGAAAGCUCAGGUAUUGAAUGGAUUGAGCUUUUUGGAUGCAAAUUUGGAAACCUUUAAAUGGAUCACAAAUCUGACAUAUUCAUUUUACACAGUGCUUGUUACUUUGUAUGAAUCAGAUUAG
This is a messenger RNA of Chironomus riparius, 1503 nucleotides long. Lineage: Eukaryota; Metazoa; Arthropoda; Insecta; Diptera; Chironomidae. The record is from the annotation of a GenBank genome assembly.